AUCUCUCAACCAAACCCUUUCACAAUAAUCCGUCUCAACGAAAUUUAAAUCUUCAGAAUCUCUCAACGAAAUCUUCUUUAUAUGCUGUAUAUAGACAAUGGUCCUCCACAGGCUGUAUACUCAAUUUAUACGCUGCCUUUGAUUUAAAUUCAGCCGGCAAACAACAAUUGCAUUUAGCAAAACAAAAAUCUUCACAGCUCAUCAAGAUUGGAAAAGAAAACUUCAGAUCUAUUUAUCAAUUGGAUUAGCAGAAAUUUGGUAGAAUCGGUGUAUUUUGAAGAAGGAUAUAACACUAUUUGUUGAAAUCGAGAUGUGAGGAUCCAGCUUUGAUUUUGUACACCAGUGGUACAACAGGGAAACCAAAAGGAGUAGUUCAUACACACAAAGGAAUAUUAGCUCAGGCUACAGUAAACACUCUUGCUCAGAGAAAUCCUUAUUGGUUGAUCACUUCUGAAAGGUUAUAUCAAUACCUUCCAAUGGAUAAAUCUUGGAUUGGAAUGCCUAGAAAUACAACGAAGUAUUUACUUGGUUUGAAUCAAUUUCUAAAUUUUGCAUUUAAGAAUGCUUCUAUAGGAGAUAGAAUAAAAUGUCCGUGUUCUAAAUGUGGUUUCGGAAAGUGGCAGACUAGAGAGAUAGUGUAUGAUCAUUUGAUUAGCAAGCACUUCCCUCAAAAUUAUGUCACUUGGAUUCUUCAUGGGGAAACAGAAGUGUUGGAGAACUCUAGAAGCACAGAGGUUAUCCCAGAUGCACUGCCUCCUGAAAAUUCUAUGGAAUUAUUGAUAAAUGAAGCAUUCCCGGAUUUAAGACAUGAGGGCAUUGAUGCAGGUCCGUCACAAGUAGUUGGAGAAGAAGAAAUAUUAAAUGAUUUGCCUUCUUCAAAUAACAAAGAAUUUUUUGAGUUGCUUAGAGAUGGAAGUGAAGAAUUAUACGAAGGGUCCAAGUACUCGAAGCUCGAAUUUUUGUUAAAGUUGUAUCACAUAAAGUGUUUGUGUGGGCUAAGUGACAAGGGAAUGACUAUGAUGCUAGAUUUACUGAAGGAUGCAUUUAGAUUUGCAAGGAUACCUAAUUCUUUUUAUGAGGCCAAGAAUACCAUCAAAAAGCUUUGUCUUGAUUACAUUAAGAUUGAUGCUUGUCCAAACGAUUGCAUGUUGUACUGGGGAGAUGAUGCUAAUGAGGAAACAUGCAAGCAUUGUCAUACUUCUAGAUGGAAGCCAACUAAGAAGAGCAACAAUAAUCACAUGUCUACCACGGGAAAGAAGAAAAAGAAGCAAAAGAUGCCCGCAAAAAUUUUGCGUUACUUUCUACUAAAACCAAGGUUGCAGAGAUUGUUCAUGUGUUAUAAAAUUGUAGAGCAUAUGAGAUGGCAUGUGAAAGAUAGUAACAGAGAUGGAAUACCGAGGCAUCCCAGAGAUGGUGAGGCAUGGAAGAGAUUUGAUACUACUUUUCCUGAAUUUGCUUCUGAUCCUAGAAAUGUUCGAUUAGGCCUAGCUAGUGAUGGUUUCAAUCCUUUUGGGAUGAUGAGUACUAAUUAUAGCAUUUGGCCUGUGAUUUUGGUUCCAUAUAACCUUCCACAUUGGUUGUAUGAAGCAACCAAAUUUUAUCCUCUCAAUGAUCAUUCCAAGUCCACGUACGACGGAAAAUAAUAUAGAUAUAUACCUACAACCGCUUAUUAAGGAGUUGAAUGAGUUGUGGUGUGAAGGUGUGGAAACUUUUGAUUCAUCAAAGAAUGAAAUGUUUAGAAUGCGAUUAGCUCUUAUGUGGACAUUUAGUGACUUUCCUAGACUUUAAAUUUUAUCUGGUUGGAACACACAUACUGGUUUUGCAUGUCCAUCUUGUAAUUUUGACACGGAACCUUGUAGACUUCGUCAUAGUAGAAAGUGGUGCUUUAUUGGUCAUCUCCGAUUUUUGGCAAGAAAUCAUAAAUUUAGAUUGAUGAGGCUUCGUUUUUUUGGCAAUACGGAAGAGAGAAACCCUCCAAGGAAGUUAACUGGGUCAGAUAUUUUACGCCACGCCUAAUAAUCUGUUGCCUCAAAGAAUAGAGAACCAUAUUGAUUUUUGUUUUUAUCUUUUAAGAUUCACAAGGAGCUAGCAAGAUGCUUAAAGUGAAGAAAAGGGACGUGUUAAAUUUAUCUAAUGGAGAAUGUAUUGUGGUUGAUUUUGACGACAUGGAUUCUCCCAUUGGUGAAGGACAAGGUGUUCUUGCAGGCUUUUGUGGAAUUUUAGCAACUGACUGCUCCAUUUUUCCAAUUCACUUUGAGAAAUGGCCGGAUUUACCUGUGACAAUCUUCAAUCGUUGUUAUGAUUGAUUUAUAAAGCCACGGUUUUGUUUUCGGACAACUGAGUCAAAUGCAAGACGAUAUGUUUAUAAUUCUAUGUGUAAGAAGUGGGGCGCAAAAAGACUAAAGUUGUUUGAUAAGGUCUAUGAUCCACUUAAGAGCAGAGUUACUGGGAAUUCCACCGGAUCAAUGGAUUUCUUUUGUUGAUUACCGCUUUAGAGAAAAGACACAGGUAUUUAUUUCAGUGCUUCUACAUUUCAACCAUGGCCAAUACCUUCUCUUAUUGAUUACCGCUUUUGUACAACAUUGAUGUUUAGUUCAAGCAAAGUUUGGAUUUUUAACCUGAGGUCAAGAUAAAAUUAUGACCGAAGGUAUUGAGUAUAGUUGGUUAUUCUGGUGAAAUGUGGUUUCCACUUGUGGUGUAGUAGUGUAUUGAUGUUUAGUUCAAGCAAAGUUUGGAUUUUUAACCUGGAUCAAGAUUAAAGUUUGGAUUUUUAAACUGAGGGCAUUAAAAUACCGAAAAGAAGAUAUUUACCAUAGUUGAGUAUUAUGGUGACAUGUAGUUUCCACUUGGUGAUUUUUUUGUGUGAUCAUUUGGUAAAAAGGUUUUAUUUCUGAUACCGUUGUUUCGUAUAAUGCGUUUUUGUACAGCAUUGAUGCUUAAGUUUAGGAAAGUGUUUUUUUUAAAAUCCGGGUUAGGAAGUUUGGAUUCUUUAAGCUGAUAGAAGUAAAAUACUGAACAGAAAGUCUUGAACAGAAGUUAUUAACCAUAGCUGAGUAUUCUGGUAAAUGUUGUUUGGACUUAUGAUAUUGUGGUUUUACAAGUACACAAUAGGCAAGUAUGUGUAAUUCGUGGUAUCUUUUUGUAAGGAAAUUUGUAAAAGAAAUGCUGAAAUUCGGAAGAAACAAAUUGUUUUAAAUAUCGGUGGCUCCAAACCUAACUCCAGAAGAAGGGCUGGAAUGAUGGCUGAGACUAGACAAAAGCCUGGACGAGGACAGCUUUAUCUCGCUACACAUAGGAAUGAAGAUGGAUCAUAUGUUAAUGAGGCGGCAAAAGAGAUAUGUGAAAAAUUGAACUAGCAUUGAGCCAGAGCACCGUGGAUGAGUCUGAAUUUUCGCCAAAUGAUGCUGUUGGUAAGGUGCUGGGAAAAGAGCACUCUGUAAGGGUAAGGUGCUUAGGAUUAGGAGCUGUUCCUGACAGAGCUUUUAGACAAACAAGACCUCGUUAUAGUGAUUUGAAUGCUUCAACUUAUAAUAAUGGUUCAUGUUCUUCCCAAUGCCAAGAGAAGUACAAUCAAAUAUUGAAUGCUCAUAAUCAAAGCCAAGAGAACUACAGAGAAAUGAUGAAUGUUAACGCCCAAAUGAUGAAUGCUAACACCCAAAUGAUGAAUGCUUUUAAGGCGUAUAUGAUAAUGAAAGAAGGGAGGAUGCCCAAAGAAUUUGCAGGGAUCUUUGUUUCUUCUCCUCAUUCAACAUCAAGUGAUGGGGCUAGCGGAUCCAUUUCACCAAUGGAUGUUAGAAGGUCAUCUGGUGGAAGUAAUCCUAACGACAACCAUUGAAGUUUGCUUGCAAAUGUAUCGUACUCGAUUGAAUGGUCAUAGGAGAUCUUUUGUCCAUAAUAGUUGGAGUAGAUGUUCUGUUUAAAGUUUGUUUUAAGACUAAUUAUAAUACUGAUGUUUUGUGUUCAAUGGAUGGAGUAGUUGUGUUUAAAACAAGUUUUUGAGACUAAUGAUAAUCUACUUUAAUGUAUUUUAUGGUUCUCAAUGAAUAGCGGGGGUUAUAACCGA
Molecule: messenger RNA, 4063 nt
Organism: Nicotiana attenuata
Lineage: Eukaryota; Viridiplantae; Streptophyta; Magnoliopsida; Solanales; Solanaceae
Exons: 8
Coding region: 477-1643 (388 amino acids)
Source: RefSeq, a predicted model, not a curated record